Molecule: messenger RNA, 2181 nt
Organism: Acanthosepion pharaonis
Lineage: Eukaryota; Metazoa; Mollusca; Cephalopoda; Sepiida; Sepiidae
Source: the annotation of a GenBank genome assembly
AUGCCUUUCUCGUUUUCUCUCACGUUAUAUCUUCUUUGUUUUCACUCUCUCUCUCUCUCUCUCUCUCUCUCUCUCUCUCUCUCUCUCUCUCUCUCUGCUAUUCUCUCUACUUACCUAUCCAUCUAUCUAACAAUCUAUUUCUCAUGCGUCCUUAUCUAUCUCGCAUAUUUUUUAAUUACCCCGCGUAAUUCGUACGUAUCUAUCUAUCUAUCUAUCUAUCUAUCUAUCUAUCUAUCUAUCUAUCAUCUAUCUAUUCUGUUCAUUAAUAUCUACCUCUCUAUUCUGUUCUUAUCUAUCUAUCUAUCUAUCUAUCUAUCUAUUUCAGUCUGUUCUUAUCUAUCUAUCUAUCUAUCUAUCUAUCUAUCUCAUUACCUUCAUAUCUCAAUCUGUUCUUAUCUAUUUUUGCGUGUAUUUUUGCGUGUCUGUCUGUCUGUCUGUCUGUCUCUCUCUCUCUCUCUCUCUCUCUCUCUGCUUCUCGAUUACAGCUUCCGCCCAGAUUCAGUUCUUUCAUUCGUUAUCUUUCUUUUCUUCUCUCUAUCUGUUUCUCUCUUAGUCUCGUUCAAGAGUGCCUUUGAAUUUAGGGUUCCUUCCUUCCUUCCUUCCUUCCUUCCUUCCUUCCUUCCUUCCUUCCUUCCCCCUUCCUUCCUUCCUUCCUUCCUUCCUUCCAUCCUUCAUUCCUUCCUUCCUUCCUUCAUUCCUUCCUUCCUUCCUUCCUUCCUUCAUUCCUUCCUUCCUUCCUACCUUCUUUUCUUCCUUCCCUCCUUCCUUUCCCCCUUCCUUCCUUCCUUCCUUCCUUCUUUCCUUCCUUCCUCCUUCCUUCCCCCCUUCCUUCCUUCCCCCUUCCUUCCUUCCUUCCUUCCUACCUUCUUUCCUUCCUUCCCUCCUUCCUUCCCCCCUUCCUUCCUUCCUUCCUUCCAUCCUUCAUUCCUUCCAUCCUUCAUUCCUUCCAUCCUUCAUUCCUUCCUUCCUUCCUUCUUUCCUUCCUUCCCUCCUUCCUUUCCCCCUUCCUUCCUUCCCCCCUUCCUUCCUUCCUUCCUUCCCUCCUUCCAUCCUUCAUUCCUUCCAUCCUUCAUUCCUUCCAUCCUUCAUUCCUUCCUUCCUUCCUUCUUUUCCUUCCUUCCCUCCUUCCUUUCCCCCCUUCCUUCCUUCCCUUCCUUCCUUCCUUCUUCCUUCCUUCCUUCCUUCCUUCCUUCCUUUCCUUCCUUUCCUUUCCUUCCUUCCCUUCCUUCCUUCCUUCCAUCCUUCCUUCCUUCCUUCCUUCUUUCCUUCCUUCCUCCUUCCUUCCUUCCUUCCUUCCUUCCUUCCUUCCUUCCUUCCUUCCUUCCUUCCUUUCCUUCCCCUUCCUUCCUUCCUUCCUUCCUUCUUCCUUCCUUCUUUUCCUUCCUUCCUUCCUUCUUUUUCCCCCUUCCUUCCUUCCCUUCCAUCCUUCCUUCUUCCUUCCUUCCUUCCUUCCUUCCCCCUUCCUUCCUUCCCAUUCCUUCCUUCCCCUUCCUUCUUUUCCUUCCUUUCCUUCCUUCCUUCCUUCCUUCCUUCCUUCCUUCUUCCUUCCUUUCCUUCCUUCCCCCUUCAUUCCUUCCCUUCCAUUUUCUUCCUUCCUUCCUUCCUUCCCUUCCUUCCUUCUUUUCCCCAUUCCUUCUUUUUCCUUCCUUCCUUCCUUUUCCUUCCUUCCCUCCCCUUCCCCCUUCCUUCCUUCCUUCCCCCCUUCCUUCCUUCCUUCCUUCCAUCCUUCAUUCCUUCCUUCCUUCAUUCCUUCCAUCCUUUAUUCCUUCAUUCCUUCCUUCCUUCCUUCAUUCCUUCCUUCCUUUCUUCCUUCCUUCUUUCCUUCCUUCCUUUUCAUUUUGUUCAUAUCUAUGUAUCUAUCAAUCUCAAUUUGUUCAUAUCUAUCUAUGCAAGUCUCUUCAUAUCUAUCUAUCUAUCUAUCUAUCAAAGACAACUGCCCUUUUAAUGAAAUUCCUUCCUACCCUCUCUUUAUACCAGCCUUGGCCUUCUCCUUUUUUCUUCUCUUUUCCAUCGCUCAUCCCUUUUAUCUCUCUCUCUCUCUCUAUCUCUCACUAUCUCUCCCUCCCCCCCCCUCUCUCUCUCUCUCUCUCUCUUUCUUUGUAUUCAUCGUUGGGGCUCUUUCCCAGAUUCCCUUCUCCCCAUGAUUUCAAGUCCCGUCCCUCCAACCUCCUUCCCUCAUAA